Verticillium nonalfalfae is the source of this 717-nucleotide messenger RNA. RefSeq lists its product as uncharacterized. NCBI's taxonomy places the organism in Eukaryota, Fungi, Ascomycota, Sordariomycetes, Glomerellales, Plectosphaerellaceae. The transcript has a single exon. The coding region runs from base 1 to 717 and encodes 238 amino acids. The record is from RefSeq and is a predicted model, not a curated record.
AUGUCCAAGACGGUCGCCUUCCUCGGCGCCUCCUCCGGCGUCGGCCUCGCCACCCUCCGCGCAACCCUCGCCGCAGGCCACCGCGCCAUCGCCCUCUGCCGCACCCCCGCCAACCUCACAGCCCACCUGCCCCUCGACGCGCACCCGAAUCUGCGCAUCGUCGCCGGCAACGCCCACGACGCCGCCGCCGUGGCGCAGGUCCUCCAAAAGGACGCCACGCACCUCGUCGACACGGUCAUCUUCACCAUCGGCGCCCGCAUGAAGGGCCUCUCCUUCGAGGACCCCCACGUCUGCGAGAACGGCAUCAAGGCGCUGCUCGACGCCCUGACGCGCCUGCGCGCCGACGGCCUCGGCGGCAGGCCGCGCCUCGUCGUCUGCAGCACGACCGGCAUCUCGCGCCACGCGCGCGACGUGCCGCUGCUCAUGGUGCCGCUGUAUCGCCUGGCCCUCGCGGUGCCCCAUGUCGACAAGAGGGCCAUGGAGGUCCUGCUCGAGGGCGGCGGCGAGGAUUUCACCGUUGUGCGGUGCAGCCUGUUUGUGGGCGCCGCGUCCGAUGCCGCGAUUCGCGUCGGCGUCGAGGAUCCCGUCGCCGGCACCGAGUCGACGGCCGUUGGGUACACCAUCUCACGCGAGGAUGCUGGGGCGUGGUUUGCGGAGAACCUCGUGAAGCAGGACGGCGCCAGGUUCCUCAACAAGAUUGCGACCAUCACAUACUGA